AUGCAAUUCAAGAAGUCUAUCGCUACCGCUGCUAUAACAGCCACCGCUCUCGCUGCCUAUGUCCCAGGUGAAGCUUGGUCUACUUUGACUCCAUCCGCCACCUACAAGGGUGGUAUCACCGACUACGCCUCCACCUUCGGUAUCGCUGUCGAACCAAUCGCUACUACCUCUUCCGCCGCCAACGCUAAGAGAGACGCUGUUUCUCAAAUCACUGACGGUCAAAUCCAAGCUACUACCAAGGCCACUGCUACUGUCUCUUCUAAGGCUAAGUCUACUGCUGCUGCCGUCUCUCAAAUCACUGACGGUCAAAUCCAAGCCACCACUAAGACCACUACCGCUUCUACCAAGACCACUGCCGCUGCUGUUUCUCAAAUCAAUGACGGUCAAAUUCAAGCUACUACAAAGACUCUAGCUCCAACUAAGACUACCGCUGCUGCUGUUUCUCAAAUUGGUGACGGUCAAAUCCAAGCUACCACUUCCACCAAGACCACCGCUGCUGCUGUUUCUCAAAUCGGUGACGGUCAAAUUCAAGCCACCACUAAGACUUCCACUGCCGCUGCCGUGUCUCAAAUAACAGAUGGUCAAAUUCAAGCCACUACACAAACCACUCAAGGUGCUUCCCAAGUAUCUGAUGGUCAAGUACAAGCCUCUGCCACUUCCACAGCUGAUUCUUCCGAUCCAGUGGAUGCAGUCUCCUGUAAGAACUCUGGUACUCUAGAAAUGAACUUGAAGGGCGGUGUACUAACGGAUGGUAAGGGUAGAAUCGGUUCCAUCGUUGCCAACAGACAAUUCCAAUUCGAUGGUCCACCACCACAAGCUGGUGCCAUCUACGCUGCUGGUUGGUCUAUCACUCCAGAAGGUAACUUGGCCAUCGGUGACAACGAUAUCUUCUACCAAUGUCUAUCGGGUAACUUCUACAACUUGUACGAUGAAACCCUUGGUGAACAAUGUAGUCAAGUCCAUCUACAAGCCAUUGACUUGGUCGAUUGUUAA
Messenger RNA from Naumovozyma castellii, 993 nucleotides. RefSeq lists its product as uncharacterized. The transcript has a single exon. The coding region runs from base 1 to 993 and encodes 330 amino acids. Lineage: Eukaryota; Fungi; Ascomycota; Saccharomycetes; Saccharomycetales; Saccharomycetaceae. The record is from RefSeq and is a predicted model, not a curated record.